AUGUCAAACGAAUCCAGUGACAAUCCCCGGCGAACAUGGGACACUCACUUUCACCCGCCACCUCAGCAAGAAACGAGUACCGAGUCGUGGUCGUCUCUAUUGCCACCUGCAAGACUUCCUCGUGGCCGCUUUGACUUGCGACGACCAGUCAGCCCCGUCAGUGCUCCGGUGCCUGAAAAUGAGGUUAUUGAUUUGACAAAUGACUCCGAGUUACCACGUCAACUAUACGAACCUCGCUCCCCAAAUGCUCAGGGAUUCCAUACAGUACGACGACGACGACCGCCUCGAUUCGGCAGGGCCAUCUUGUCACAAGAAGUGGUGGAUUUGGUUGAUGAACCAGCAACACCUGUUGUCCCGCUGCCUGGUGAAAGACGUCAUGGAGAAUGGGGUCAUAAUUCGAGUCCAGACGUCCAAUUCGUUGGUUCCGUGCAACGGGAUGCUGGUUCUCUGCCACAGAGGGGUUUGUGGAACGGAAGACUGUCAGAAAAUAAUAAUCGUUGGCCUGCAUUCGGCGCUCAUGGCAUGUCUCUUACCCGAGAGAUGAUAUCCCGGUCGCUGUAUUUGCCGCCAUGGCCUGCCGAGCGAAAUCCCUAUUCACCUGGCCCAGACAUGAAUUUCCUUAUGAGCCUUGACUAUGCUUCAACAUCGUUUAACCUGCGGCAACCCACCGAGCAAACUCCAGUCACUCGACGCCCUGCCCACCCAACACUCAGCCCGGCACCAAAGGGCUUCAAGCGCACCCUGGAAGACGAUGAUGCGGCAGCCUGUCCCAAUUGUUAUGGCGAAUUGGGAGUGGGUGGUGGAAAGAAAGAGGAGAUCUGGGUCGCAAAGCCAUGUGGACAUGUCUAUUGUGGCGAAUGUGCCUCAAAUCGCUCCAAGUCCAAGGCUAGAAAGACUAACUCUUCUGUUAAGAGUAAGACUUUCUCAAAGUGCCAGGUUGCUGACUGUGAGAAGUCGCUCAGUGCACCGUCAGCAAUGUUCCACCUCUAUCUAUGA
Molecule: messenger RNA, 996 nt
Organism: Penicillium verhagenii
Lineage: Eukaryota; Fungi; Ascomycota; Eurotiomycetes; Eurotiales; Aspergillaceae
Product: putative RING finger domain protein
Exons: 2
Coding region: 1-996 (331 amino acids)
Cellular component (GO): SUMO-targeted ubiquitin ligase complex
Molecular function (GO): ubiquitin-protein transferase activity
Source: RefSeq, a predicted model, not a curated record